Molecule: messenger RNA, 2468 nt
Organism: Thamnophis sirtalis
Lineage: Eukaryota; Metazoa; Chordata; Lepidosauria; Squamata; Natricidae
Source: RefSeq, a predicted model, not a curated record
GAGAUGUUCUUCUCUAUGGCACCCAUGACGAGCAGCGUGGCGUCUCUGCGUUCAGUCAGUGACCUCUCGGAUCUGGAUUCCUCGGUGCACAGCGACAUUAGCACCACUCCCCUGCAGCCUCCAGCCCCGGGGCUGGGCCUAGGAAGCCCCCGGCGUUACAGACGGCUGCCGUUUGCCUCAACCCUGCCGGGUCUCAAUAAGAUACCAAGUAAGAAGAGCGGCUUGGCCAAAGGUGCCUCAUCCAAGUUGACGAUGGACCUGGCGGUAGAACUGGCUGAGUUCCUGUCUGAAGUGGACCUGGGUACGCUGGAUCGCCUCUGCUCCCUCUUGCAGCCCACCGUGGCGCCAUCCCAGCCGGGGGGCUACCCUCCCGAAGAACCCGUGCCAGGUUUCCCCCCGGCUGCCCAAUGGCAGGCCAACGUGCAGCUGGCCGUCCCUAAAGCUUCCCUGCUACUCCAGUUCCCCAUUCCUGAUCUCCGCGCCUGGGCUGAGAGGCGCGCCUGGGCCGAGAAGGCCGUGCGCAGGGAGCGCUUGCGGCUGGACCUGGCCGGUCUCGAGCUGCGCACGGAUCUGGAGCCAACGGGGCCCACCAAGUUAGAAGUCACCCUGACCGACUUGCACGGCAUUUAUGAAGAUGGCGAGACGCUGUCGGUGCCUUGUUUUCGGGUGAGCAAAGCCCCUGAUUUACUGGCCCGAGGCGUCGGGAAGAAGUACCUCCUUCCCAAGCUCAUCUUGACCUUCUCCCCAACCCCCACGGAUGCCCCUUGGGAUUUGGGGCUGGCAGCCGCUGAAGAAGUAGAGCUGUCAACGGUGGAAAGCCCCUGUGAGCUGAAGCAGCCGGAGCCUUCGCCCUUCUCCUCCAAACGGACGAUGUACGAGACGGAGGAGGGGGAGACAGUAAACGGGGUUGGGAAGAGACAAAGACCAUGGCAGCUUAUCUUAAUCCAUGAUGCUUUCUCUCCCCCAGCUGUCGUGGAGGACUAUCUUACAGCUGAGCAUCUGGAGAUUCCCAAUUUCCUGCCCCCUGACGGGCUACACCCCACCAUCUACGCCUCCCAAGAGGGGCCCAUCAGCUGGCCUCUGGGGGCCAAGAAGGACGGCCCCUUCAAGAUGUUGUCCGUGGCCAUUCAGAUCAAGCUGGAUAUGGAGAAGAACAUAAAGGAGUUCUUGGUGACGCUGCGCCUCGAGGGUGCCACCAUACGGCACCGCAUGGCUCUAGCCCACCAGAGCUGGUACACGCAGUUGAUCGACUUCCUGGAUGUGCUGGAUGACCCCAUCCUGGGCUUCGUGCCCCCCGCCAUCAUCACCGUUUUGCACACCCACCUCUUCAACUGCGCUGUGGAUUACAGGCCUCUCUACUUACCCCUCCGGGUUCUCAUCACGGCGGAGACAUUCACCCUCUCCAGUAACAUCAUUGUGGACACCUCGGUCUUCCUCCUUCGGUUCAUUUUGGAUAACUCCACGCUGUUCCUCUCCAACAAGUGUGACACAGAGACCGGUGACCUAAAUAAAGACCCGGCCCCUCUUCGAGCUCCGCUGCUCCAACAACGUGGUGCACAUCCACACCUGCGCUGACUCUUGUGCCGCCCUUGCCAACCUCAUCCAGUACGUGGUCAACAAAGGGGACCAGCACCCACCCCCUCGGCACGACAGCCCCACUGAGAUUGCGGGGCAGAAGGUGCAGUUGUCCGAGAGCCCAGCUUCUCUGCCCACCUGUCCCCCAGCUGAGACGGCGGCCAUCAACCAGCGAGACCUCACAGACGCCCUCAUGGAUACCGAGCGUGGAUGCCAGGAAAUGACCGCCUCGGGAUGGGGAGCCGGUGGUGACCAAGCUCUUGGAGGGCCCCGUCCACAUCCAGGAGGGCCACUUCUCCCGGCCCCUGGGCAGCACGGAUUUAUUGAAGGCCCCCUCCCACUUCCCGGUGCCGGAGAGCCGAGUCGUGAUGCGGGAAAUUUCGGUGGUCUGGCAUCUCUACGGGGGCAGAGAUUUUGGGCCAGGGCGGUCCCCUUCUGGACACCUGCAUUCCCCCAGGACGAAAUCAAGCCUUCCCAGUACCCGUUUCUCCCCCUCUCGGUCUUCGAUGCCCAGCCGACCCCAGAGCUCCUGGCGGGCUCAAGGUGGCCCUGGCCGCAUCCACGACCUGCUGAUGGAAAUCCAGCUUACAAAGGUGAGUUUCCAGCACGAAUCCUACUCGGCUGGAGCCUCCGAGAAGCCGUGCCUGGAAUCGGAGGAGCAGCCCUUAGCCAGGCAGGUGUUCCUUGUCCAGGAGCUGGAGAUCCGAGACCGCCUGGCCUCCUCACAGAUCAACAAGUUCCUCUACCUGUACAGCAGCGAGCUCCUGCCCCGGCGGGCCCAUUCUAACAUGCUCACCAUCAAGGCUCUUCAUGUCUGCCCCGAAGCUGGCGUGGGGGGUCCCGAGUGCUGCCUGAGAGUCUCCCUGAUGCCUCUCCGACUCAACAUAGAUCAG